UAUUUAUCUAUUCACUCAAGAAAAAAAAAAUAUUUUUCUAAAAAUCAUUUUGAUAUUGUAAACUGAUAAGAUUAAUGUUUGGUAAAGUCCAUUGCAUUAGUUUUGUAACAAAUUGUGUAUUUCAUUAGUAAUAAGAUCAAAAUGUCAUAUGUUUUUAAAAUAUAUCAAUGGCCGUGUUCACCGUAUAUCAAUAAAAUGUGUUUUCCUGUUCAGAAAUUAUAAACUGUUAUGUAUCAAUACAAAAACGUGAUCAUGGACACCUUUCACUGGCGAAAAUGGUUUCUUUUAUUACUAUUCGCGGUAUAUCGGAGAUUGGACGCAGUUGAUGGUCUUAAAUGCUAUUGCAAUAGCCCAUCGUGUCCAAACGAGACAUGUGAAACAGAUGGCUACUGCUUUGCAUCCACAAGCAUCGAGGGUGGAGUACAGAAGUUCACCUACCACUGUAUCGACCUCAGAUCACUGAUACCCAUCGAGCAUCCCUUCAGUUGCUCCACGACGAGAACUAGAAAUGAUUCAGUGGUGAUCGAAUGUUGUAAGUCACGUGACAUGUGCAAUCGAGAGUUGCGCCUGGAGCUACAUCCGAAGCCGCAAGAAUCGAGUCCCACUGCCAAAGUAUGGCAAGUAUUACCAUGGGUGAUGGGAUUGAUGGCGCUGACUGUUUGCGUCGCCACAAGUCUCUGGUGGGCGAAGCGGUCUCGCAGUCUGAUGAAAGGAGGUCGUGGCUCCAGGCCAUUGUUCGCAGCUGAAGAUUCCUUGGGGGAACCUAGACACCCUAUCAUGGGUACCGCAACUAUACGUGAUAUGAUUGAGCUCACCACAUCAGGAUCUGGAUCAGGGUUGCCACUGCUCGUACAACGGUCAAUAGCAAGACAAAUUCAACUGGUCGAUAUAAUUGGGAAGGGACGUUUCGGCGAAGUAUGGCGGGGACGCUGGCGUGGUGAGAAUGUGGCCGUCAAGAUAUUCUCGUCAAGGGAGGAGUGCUCGUGGUUUCGCGAGGCCGAGAUCUACCAGACCGUGAUGCUGCGCCAUGAAAACAUUUUAGGGUUUAUAGCUGCUGAUAAUAAAGACAAUGGCACAUGGACGCAACUGUGGCUUAUAACUGAUUACCACGAGAACGGUUCGCUGUUUGACUACCUCACCGCUCGGACCAUAGACUCGAACACUUUAGUCAAGAUGGCGCUCUCAAUUGCUACCGGACUCGCUCAUCUGCAUAUGGACAUCGUGGGGACCAAGGGUAAACCGGCCAUAGCUCAUCGGGAUCUUAAGUCCAAGAACAUCCUCGUGAAGUCCAACCUGACGUGCGUGAUUGGUGAUCUAGGUCUGGCCGUGCGGCAUAACGUUGCCAGUGAUUCAGUGGACGUGCCUUCUACGAAUCGAGUUGGUACGAAGCGGUAUAUGGCCCCAGAGGUAUUAGACGAAACGAUGGACACACGACAAUUUGAUCCGUACAAACGGUCGGAUGUGUACUCGUUCGGGCUGGUGCUCUGGGAGAUAGCGAGGCGGUGUGGGACCAUGCCUGAUGAAUACCAGCCUCCGUACUAUGAUAGCGUUCCGCCCGACCCCGCCCUCGAAGAUAUGCGAAGGGUCGUCUGCAUGGAGAAGAGGAGGCCGAACGUCCCCAAUAGAUGGCACUCCGACCCCGUGCUGUCAGCGAUAUCAAAAGUAAUGAAGGAGUGUUGGUAUCAGAAUCCGGCCGCCAGAUUGACAGCUUUACGCAUUAAGAAGACCCUCGCUAACAUAGGCACUGGAGAUCACAUCAAAUUGUAAUCAUAUUAUUCCACCCCAUCACUUAGCUGUCUCCAUAUGUAGGCAACCCUCAAGUACAGUCCACGAGAAUAUUUAUAUACAACGAUGCUUACCAUUAGUCGUUAUAUAACAUUAGUAGGGCCUUCCUCUUAGAAUCAUAUUGUCGCCAAUCCAAGUUUUAGGUGUGUUCUUUUUAAUAGUAAUAUAUAAUGUAGAUAGUGUUGCCAAUUUAUAUUAUUUAAAGAUAAUGUUAACCAAAAUAGUAACUUAAGAGCAAUAUAUAAAGUUAUACCCAUAUGUAAUUGAGGAAUUAAAGACUAUUCAUGGCCGUCUCUUUAUUUACAAUAAACAAUAAUGAAAGCAUUACUGCAAGAACGAGGAUAUACACUCACUUGGUUUUACAAUUUAGAUGUUGUUUGAUAACGAUUGUAUUUUAAAAUUGUUGUAACGGUUGUCAUAUGUACAAGCGAGGAUACUUGCAAUAUACUUAAAGUUAUUGAUAGAAUGAAGUACUUACAAUAAAUUAGAUUUAGUAUAUUUCAUAUAAUAAUUAGUGUUGUAUAAUAAUGUGAAUCAGCAAAAGAAGAGAAGCGACAUUAUGUUGUUUUAUGCGGAACCUUUAAAAGUUUAGGCUUGUUAUAGUCCGUACACGCGCCUGCAGAUCAAUAAACCGAUGGGUGGUAACGUAAUAAUAUUUUAUUUUAUAUAUUAUAGAGAAACGCUAAAAAGUACAUUACAUUUUAUUUAUAAAAAAAAAGCAAAACGACAAAUUAUAUUGAAGGUAUGUGAUUUUUUGUAAAUAGGGCCUUGCCUCAUUAUUUCCGAACUAAAUUCAUUAUUGCGGUAAUGGACAAAACAUAGAAAUGUAUAAAAAAAUAUUGGAAUAUUUUAUAUUUUUGUGAAUAAGUACGUUAUUUAAUGAAAGGGGUAUUAUAGAUUUUAUAUUGUAUUAUAUUUUUGUGAUAAGGAAGAUUUUAUAAUAUUAAACAAUAAUUAAAGUAGAAGUGUUAGAAUCUGCUAGAUGAAUAUAACCUGCUUGUAUACAUUUCGUAUCAAUAGUUACAAUAGUUGUGAAUCAAUCUGUAUAAGCAGACAGAUAAUUUUUAUGAUCUUUACCUAUAAAAACUUUAAUAUAUAUAGAAUAGGAUUAUAGUAAUAAAAGUAAGUGACUUUGAGGUACCUGUCUGCCCCAAAUGAGAAAUCGCAAGUUUAAAAACAUAGGUGGUGAAAUAUUAAAGAGAGCACACAGAGAAUUUUAUUACAAUAAUAUUUAUAUGCAUAGAUUUUAUGUACAUACUAUAUUAUAUUUAGACAAUUAGCAACUCUCCAAUCAAUUUCUUCGAU
Messenger RNA from Achroia grisella, 3090 nucleotides. It is a transcript of the gene babo, whose product is annotated as TGF-beta receptor type-1. The transcript has 9 exons. Gene Ontology annotation, biological process: nervous system development; protein phosphorylation; activin receptor signaling pathway. The coding region runs from base 229 to 1767 and encodes 512 amino acids. NCBI's taxonomy places the organism in Eukaryota, Metazoa, Arthropoda, Insecta, Lepidoptera, Pyralidae. Gene Ontology annotation, molecular function: ATP binding; activin receptor activity, type I; activin binding. Gene Ontology annotation, cellular component: plasma membrane; activin receptor complex. The record is from RefSeq and is a predicted model, not a curated record.